UAGAGAUAUCGGUGGAUUUACAACCGCAGGCUCUGUAUCAUCUUGAUUUUUUGAAGGAAAUAGAUGAUUUGGAUCAUUUCAGAGAUCAAACAUUUAUUGCAAGGGCUGUCUAUAGGUAUGAGGCACUCUGGAUGCCCUUUGCCGCAAGGCACGAAGUUUUGGUACCUCCCAUAGACAUCCAUUGGGUGUGGCUUUGCCACAUGCUAUCACCGGUUACUUAUGCUAAAGACUGUGUCAAUGUAUUGGGCAAAGUAUUGGAUCACCGGUUCAUGAGUGUGAGAGAAAACACUCAUUUGCAAUCUACAUCGCGUGAAUUAUGGACAAGUGAAUAUCCAUCGGAGCCGUAUGACCUCAGAGCUCAAGGGAGUUCUGAUAUUGAAUCCAACACAAACGGUGACUCCCGCAUUUCUUAUGACCUUGUUUCGGCAGCACUGAGACAAACGAGCUUCUUCUACCACGUAUCAUUACCUCAUUAUCGAGACUCGAAGUUUCUAGAGGAUGCUUCGCAAAGGUAUAGACAGUUCCUGUUUAUGGCGGCGGAAAAUCGCACAUCUUUCCUCGUUCCAUGUUAUGACAUUGAUCUUAUAUGGCAUACCCACAUGUCACAUCCUCUAAAAUACCAACAAGAUACAAACGCGAUAAUGGGAGAGGUUUUCAAUCAUGACGACUCCGACGGGAAUAGGGAAGUAGGAUCAAAGCUGCAGAUAUGCGCAAAUAAAACCGAGGACAUAUGGAAAGCGAUGUUCAAUGAAAACUACUUAAUUGCAGGAACAAUGUAUAGAGGAACGCCCACCAAACAUGCCAUCCAUGGAACCAGUAUAACGUGGUCAGAUUAUCCCAAGCGGCAGCUCAACGUUGUAAUAAAAAGAUGCAAAAUUGAAGCUAAAUAUCAUACAAGAAAACGGCUGCGAAAUUUAUUCAUUGAUAUCAAAUUUACCAAUACUACCUUAAGUUCAUACCCCUUCCGGAAAAUUAAUCUAGCUGGAUCUACUGCAAAACGGUCUGACAUCAGGAACAGCUUUUUAUGGUCGAAUCUCGAACACAGUUUUGACAUGAAAGAGGGAAUGUGCAUUGGUGUUAUAAUGGAAAUGAACAGAAUACGCAGAAGAUUCUGUUCGUCGCAGUUAUCACCCAUUGGCUGCACUUCGACAGUUUUGCGCUUUGACCAACUUGCAAAGGCCAAUCACGAGCAUUCAGAUAUAAUCACACUGGAGCUUCAUGGGUUUCGAUUUACAAUAGAACUUCUUGUUUCAAAAACAAGCAUAGACGAGUGUGCUGAUAUGUCAUUCGAAGCAAAACAAGGCUCAGUUGAGAACGAAGCGCCACAAUAUAAGGAUGGAGAUAUGAACUACCUUUGGCCAGUCUUAGAAGACAAUUAUACUAAUGACCUCGGGUUUACAUGGACUCGCUCAGGACUAGAAAACUCUUUCGGACAAAGCACUGUUGAUGUUACAAUUGCCCAUUGCAUGCCGCUGAUGACAUCCGUUAUACAGGUGCGCUGUAAGGGGAGCAUUAAAGCAGUCGCUCAUCGGCUGCAGCCGGGAGAGCUACCACUUUCAGAACAGGUUGCUGAUGUCGUCAUUCCAACUCUAGAUGUAAUGAAAGGCGAUGAAGCUGUCAUGAUUAAAAACAAUGGUGGUGACUGGGCAUUACUGGUUGGAAGGUGGACAGGUCGCGCUAUUCGUUUUGAUAGACCUAUUUCUACGGAGAAAAGAAGUCAAGGAUAUAUUGAACUAGAUGUAUAUUUUCUGAAAGAAGGAGGCAAGAAUCCGAAACUAACCUUGAGGAAUUAUCUUGAAAUAGGUCCUCUUUCGGUUGAAUUUUGCAAGGCUCACAUCGAACUUCGUCAAUCGUGUAGGGAAAUUGCAGAAUAUAUUGCCUUGACAUACUCCCUGGCCCUGCUAAACGUAGUAUGUGGUUCGAUUAAUGGAGGAUGUAUCGAUUCUUCCAAAUAUCAGCUUAAUAAGAUACCGUGGCAUCAAUUCAUGAACAUUGUUGGCCGUUACGAAGAAACUCCCCAACUCAAAGCCCGCGGAAGCAACGAACAGCAAAGCAGCAAUAAGGAUACAAGCAAUGCGACUGUUGACUCAUCCUCAUCAGCCUGUGAUAGAUAUUCAAAUCACACGGCAAGGAAGGAGAUUAGGCCUGUGAAUGAAGAUGUAGGGAAUCAUCUUACACCAUGCGGUCACUAUGAUUGUCGGGAUAAUUACUGUAUGCAAUGCCAUUGUGGCGGAAUGUGUAUGCAUACAGUGGCUGCACGUUGAUAAUUGAAAGAGUCCGGUCAGUAUAAGAAAUGUU
Messenger RNA from Mya arenaria, 2298 nucleotides. RefSeq lists its product as uncharacterized. The record is from RefSeq and is a predicted model, not a curated record. The coding region runs from base 132 to 2264 and encodes 710 amino acids. The transcript has 4 exons. Lineage: Eukaryota; Metazoa; Mollusca; Bivalvia; Myida; Myidae.